Messenger RNA from Ipomoea nil (Japanese morning glory), 906 nucleotides. RefSeq lists its product as uncharacterized. The transcript has 2 exons. NCBI's taxonomy places the organism in Eukaryota, Viridiplantae, Streptophyta, Magnoliopsida, Solanales, Convolvulaceae. The coding region runs from base 1 to 906 and encodes 301 amino acids. The record is from RefSeq and is a predicted model, not a curated record.
AUGGCUGAUCCUUCAUUGUUCACCAAGACCUCAGGAAGCUCUUUCACUGCACUUCUCAUUUAUGUGGAUGACAUUUUGAUAGCUGGGAAUUGUAAACCACAGAUCAAUGAGCUUAAAGAGUUUCUGGAUAAAUCCUUAAGGAUUAAAGAUCUUGGUCACCUGAAUUUCUUCCUUGGAAUAGAGGCAGUCAGAACAGCAGAUGGCAUUAGCUUGUUUCAGAGAAAGUACACUUUGGAAAUUCUCAAAGAAAAUGGGUUCCUAGAAGCUAAACCAGCAAGUACUCCAGCCACAACAGGUUUAAAGCUUGUCAGUUCAGAAGGGGUUCCUCUUGACAACCCUGAGAUUUAUAGAAGACUCAUUGGGAAACUGUUGUACCUAACAAACACAAGGCCAGAUAUUUCACAUGUUGUACAACAGUUAAGUCAAUUUGUUGAUAUGCCUACCAAUAUUCAUCUCACUGCUGCUCAUAGAGUCCUUAGAUAUCUCAAAGGUUCCCCAGGGAAAGGUUUGUUCUACCAUGCUAAUUCCCAUGUGCAACUGAAGAGAUUUUCAGACUCUGAUUGGGCUAAUUGCAUUGAGUCUAGAAUGUCGAUUACUGGCUUUUGCAUAUACCUUGCUGAUUUGAGUGUGAAAUUUGAUGUUGCAACUCCUUUGUUUUGUGAUAAUCUAUCAGCUAUUGCUAUUGGUGAGAAUCAUGUGUUCCAUGAACGCACAAAACAUAUUGAAAUUGACUGCCAUAUUGUCAAACAAAAGGUGCAUGAAGGGCUGAUCAAGCUGCUGCCAGUUUCUUCCCAAAAACAGAUUGCUGAUGGUUUCACUAAAGCCCUACCAAAACCUGCUUUUGAAACCUUUCACUCUAAGCUGGGCAUUCAUGAUAUUCAUGUUCCAGCUUACGGGGGGUGUUGA